AUGCUGAACAUUGGCCUCUCAAAGCAUGCUUUCAAUAGUCUUAGCAAGGCUCGCGAGCUUUCAGUUCACAUCACCCCCGAUAUGCUCGAGUCUCAAACAGAUCUCGGGACCCUGAAAGCGCUCAUAGAGUAUCAGCCCGGCGUCGAAGUAACGGAGGGUCUCGUGAUUAAAAUAUUGUCAAUGAACUCGCCUUACAGAAGGUGGGGUCAACCGGAAGAGAAUACUGAGCUUCUCUUGUCAAUCUGGCCUCGAAACUCGUCACUUCUGGUCACUGACGGCAUGCUGAAAGCAACCACAUCGUUGCUCCAGCUUAAGUUCUUACUUGAGCGCCUUGGUCCAGCUCACGGAAAGUUGCAAGAUAUCGCGAUAUGGAUUUGCGAAAAGGGGACUGAAUAUUCCGGCAAUCAGGCGGAUAUUUUGGCACUUGUUUUGCAGUCUGACUCAGAUAUUAAGCUCUCACCAAGCCACGUUAAAAAGAUCAUGCUUGGUGCCAAACCUUUGAUGUUAGAUAUAGUCUUGACGCAUACGUCAUCCCUCUCAAUCACAGAGAAAUUGUUUCUCAGUAUCUUCAGAGAGUAUCCACGAGCUCGAGAGGAGACGCGGAAGGAGUUCGUGGGAGUACUCAUUAGGCACAAGAAGAAGGUUGUCUUCACUGAGAAGAUUCGCGAUGCUAUCGAUAGGGCGUAUCAAGAGCAUUCUGACAUUGAAAAGAGAGGAGAAUGGUACACUUUGAGGGAAAGGGAUGAGACUCAGGAGGAAGCUAAGGCCACGCGGUCAGAGAAUGAUGGGAACAAGAACGACGAUCAAACUUCCCUUACAAGACAGGACCGGUCAGGACGUCGGAGAAUGGCAAGCAUUGCCGGGGCUGAGAUUGUAUGGGACUUUUCGUAG
Messenger RNA from Fusarium odoratissimum NRRL 54006, 891 nucleotides. RefSeq lists its product as uncharacterized. Bases 1 to 891 code for a protein of 296 amino acids. The record is from RefSeq and is a predicted model, not a curated record. The transcript is spliced from 2 exons. NCBI's taxonomy places the organism in Eukaryota, Fungi, Ascomycota, Sordariomycetes, Hypocreales, Nectriaceae.